Fusarium pseudograminearum CS3096 is the source of this 675-nucleotide messenger RNA. RefSeq lists its product as uncharacterized. Gene Ontology annotation, molecular function: O-methyltransferase activity. Bases 1 to 675 code for a protein of 224 amino acids. The record is from RefSeq and is a predicted model, not a curated record. The transcript is spliced from 2 exons. NCBI's taxonomy places the organism in Eukaryota, Fungi, Ascomycota, Sordariomycetes, Hypocreales, Nectriaceae.
AUGCCUAACUACUCCGUUAUCGAGACAACUCUGGCUUCUAUAGCCGCAAGCUCGCCAACGAUUGAGCUUCUUCGUGAUCUACACAAGCAAGCCCUCGACGAGCCAGCCUACGUCAGUACAGAUGGGCCUGCGUCUACCGCUCUUGACAAGUUUGUCGCUCUGGAUCCUGACAAGUGCGCAUUCGUCUAUCUCCUACUUCGAUCUAUGAAGGCACGCUUUGUCGUCGAGGCAGGAACAUCGUUUGGUGUCAGUACUAUCUAUCUCGCUCUAGCAGUUGCACAAAACUCUGGUUCGCAGCCAGGAAAGGUCAUUGCUACAGAGAAUGAGCCUACCAAGGCUGCCCGGGCUCGCGAAUACUGGGGUCGAGCGGGUGAUGAUAUCGAAAAGUUUAUUGAAUUACGAGAGGGUGAUUUGCGCGAGACUCUCGAGACAGAUUUGCCGGAGCAGGUAGAUUUCUUGCUUCUUGACAUUUGGACUCCGCUGGCUCUCCCUACGCUCAAGCUGGUUCAGCCGCGUAUGCAACCAGGUGCUGCAGUGGUUGUAGAUAACACUGAUGCCGCCAAGUCGGGUUAUAAGGAGCUCAUGGCCUAUUUGGAGGAUGGUGCGAACGGUUUCAAGAUCUCGACUGUUCCAUACUCUGGAGGCCUUUUGGUGGCAGUUUAUGUCGGCAACUAA